GCGCUACCUAAUUUAGCAACAGAUAGCUCGUAUCAGGGAAUACAGAUCUGGUUGGCUGCAACUAUGGAGUCCGGAAAUACAGGGAGAGGAGGCUGGAACAACAAGUUCCGGCCAGCCCAGAAGAACAGGAUGAGUGUGAACAUUCUCCGUCAGGAGGAGCUGAUCGCCCAGAAGAAGCGGGAGAUCGAGGCUAAGAUGGCAGAGCAGGCCAAGAAAAAGAGCCUUCAGACUCCCAACAAGCCACUGCCACCAAGUUUACAGGGACACUCUUCGAACAACAACAAGUAUGUGAACGAUGGAAGCUUCUUGCAGCAGUUUAUGAAGCUUCAGAAGGACAAACCCAGCUCUGACUCUGGCUCCAGUAGUGACACCAAAGCCCCGUCAUCAUCCACCCCCAGUCCGUCGUCAGGAGUGUCUCAGCCCCAGAUGAAGAGCAUUCUCAUCGGCAAGCGCCCCGGUCUAGGGAUCAGCAGCAUGCUGAACCAGUUUAAGAACUACUCCCAGUCCAAGAAGAACCCACUUCGCCCCCAAAGACCUAGCAUAUUCAGCUCCCCAGAUGAAGAUGAUGAUGAUGAUGAUGAUGAGGAAGUUGAUGACUCAAGCUUCCUAGAAAUCAAAGUCUUUCCCCCAGAAGACUCAGACACACGACUUAUUCUGGACAAGAUGGCGGCCUUUGUGGCUGAGGGAGGGCCUGAGCUAGAGAGGAAGGCCAAAGAGGACUACAAGGACAACCCUGUUUUCUCAUUCUUGUAUGAUAAUAACAGCCGGGAUUAUCUUUAUUACCGAAAGAGAGUUGCUGAACUCCGAAAGGAUCACUCAAAACAUGAGACGCCAUCACGUUCUCAUGUCUCCCCCCCAGUGGACGAGGAGACACAGAGGGUGGCUGAGAAGCUGGCCAUGUUUGUGGCCGAUGGUGGCCCCGAGGUGGAAGCCAUCGCCGCCCAGCACAACCAGGAAAACCCCACCUUCAGUUUUCUAUAUGACCUCCAAAGCCCCGCCCACCGCUUCUACAAGGAGAAGGUGGAGGAGUACCGCCAGGCCAAAAAUGCCCAGAGCCCCCCUCCAAUGAUUAAGCAGGAGCCUGGCGUGGAGCUCAAGAGACUGGCCGCCCCUCCCCUGAUCUAUCCUCUCCCUCCUCCGCCCCCUCACUACCCCUACCUGGUGGGUCAAGUAAAGCUGGAGCCGGGUCUGGGGAUAAAACAGGAAGUGUCAGGUCCGCCCGUGGUGAAGAGGAAGAGGAAGAGCCGCUGGGGGUCGGAGGAUGACAAGGUGGAUCUGUCACUGCAACCCAUCAUCAUCCCCAAGGAGGAGGAGCCAGAGCCCAGCCCGUGUCUCUCUGUUAAUGAACUGAGGGAUCUGGGCUAUAAGAAGGGAAAGCCUAUGGGCCUGGUGGGAGUGACUGAGCUCUCAGAUGACCAGAAGAAACAGCUCAAAGAGCAACAGGAGAUGCAGGAGAUGUUUGACAUGAUCAUGAAGCAUAAGCGUGCGAUGGCGGAGAUGCAGGUGAUGUGGGAGAAGGCGGUGCAGGACCACUCCCACGAGUACGACAGUGACGAGGAGGUGGACCAGCAGGCUGGCACCUGGGAGCACCGCCUCCGGCACAUGGAGAUGGAGAAAACACGUGAGUGGGCGGAGUCGCUGACUGACAUGGGAAAGGGGAAGCACUUCAUUGGUGACUUCCUACCUCCGGAGGAGCUGGAGAAGUUUAUGGAGACCUUCAAGGCACUCAAGGAGGGCCGUGACCCAGACUAUUCGGAGUAUAAGGAGUUUAAGCUGACGGUGGAGAACCUUGGUUUCCAGAUGCUCAUGAAGAUGGGCUGGAAGGAGGGCGAUGGGCUUGGCUCUGGCGGACAGGGCAUCAAGACUCCGGUCCACAGGGGAACCACAGCUGUUGACGGGGCAGGGUUUGGCGUGGACCGGCCCUCUGUGCUCUCAGGACAGGACGAUGAGUAUGAUGCUUUCAGAAAGAGGAUGAUGCUGGCCUACCGCUUCAGGCCCAACCCACUGAACAACCCGAGGAGGCCAUACUACUGAAGAAGAGGUCUGAAGCUUGGCUGACUUCGUCAACUUUUCAUUUUUUAAACAACCAACAGUGGUGUAUUGAUUUCUCUUUGUUGUGGAAACAAACUGUAGGACACUCAGUUCAAGUAAUCUCCUCUAGAUUGUGUGGAAUUGUAUGGUUGGUGAUAAACUGUUUAGGCUGGAGAUUAAGGAUGGAUUUGUCUGAUCUAAAGUUGAUGUUCUUACUGAACUGCAGAAUGAAAGUUUUCUAUUUGAUCAAUCGGACGGCUAGGGUAGCGUUGUGAUGGCUCGCUCUCAUGAUCUGAUUUCACAGUCACGACUCAUAACACAGAACAACCUACACGCACACACAUACAUAAAUAGUGGUGGGAUAAGUACCCGAUUGUCAUACUUGAGUAAAAGUAAAGAUACCUUAAUAGAAAAGGACUGAAGUGAAAUUCACCCAGUAAAAUACUAGAAGCGUAAAAGUCUAAAAAGUAUUUGGUUUUAUAUAUACUUCAGUAAAUGUAAUUGCUAAAGUAAUGUAAUUGUUUUUUUUUUACGAGUAGCCAGGGGCACACUCCAACACUCAAGACAUAAUUCACAAACAAUGCAUGUCUGUUUAGUGAGUCCAUCAGAUCAGAGGCAGAAGGGAAGACCAGGGAUGUUCUCUUGGUAAGUGUGAAUUUCACAAUGUUCCUGUCCUGCUUGCUAAGCAUUCAAAAUGUAAUGAGUACUUUUGGGUGUCAUGAAGACUAUGGAGUAAAAAGUACAUUAUUUUAUUUAAGAAUGUAGUAAAAGUUGUCAGAAAUAUAUAUAUAUAUAUAUAAGUACUUUACACAACUACACAAACAAUUUGAAUGAAGAUUUUUUUUAAAUCAGUUUGAAGGUAAUGAAUGGCUUUGAAAUGAGUUAUUUCUGUACAUGGUUUUGCUAUGGUUGUACAUCGUAAAUGCAACAAAUGUAAAAUGCUUCACUGCAAACAAUAAAAAUAUAUACACUGAACAAAACUAUAAAUGCAACAGGCAACAAUUUCAAAGAUUUUACUGAGUUACAAUUGAUCAGUUAAUUGAAAUAAAUGCAUUAGGCCCUAUUGGAUGGAUUUCACAUGACUGGGAAUACAGAUAUGCAUCUGUUGGUCACAGAUACCUUAAAAAAAAGAUAGGGGUGUGGAUGAGAACCAGUCAGUAUCUGGUGUGACCACCAUUCAUUCGACUCAUGCAGCGACACAUCUCUUUCGCAUAGAGUUGCUCAGGCUGUUGAUUGUUGAAUAUUGUCCCACUCUUCAAUGGCUGUGCGAAGUUGAUGGAUAUUGGCGGGAACUGGAACACCCUGCCGUACACGUCGAUCCAGCGCAUCCCAAACAUGCUCAAUGGGUGGCAUUUCUGGUAUGGAUGUCGGCCAUGGAAGAAGUGAGACAUUUUCGGCUUCCAGGAAUUUUGUGCAGAUCCUUGUGACAUGAGGUUGUGCAUUAUGCUGAAACAUGAGGUGAUGGCACGACGUUGGUCCUCAGGAUCUCAUAACGCUAUCUCUGCAUUCAAAUUGCCAUUGAUAAAAUAGAAUUGUGUUCGUUGUCCAUAGUUUAUGCCUGCCAAUACCAUAACCCCAUCAACACCAUGGGGCACUCUUCACAACAUUGACAUCAGCAAACCGCUCGUCCAUACGACGCCAUGCACAACAUCUGCGGUUGUGAGGCCAGUUGGACAUACUGCCAAAUUCUCUAAAACAAUGUCGGAGGCGGCUUAUGGUAGAUAGAUUCAUAUUAAAUUGUCUGGCAACAGCUCAGGUGGACAUUACUGCAGUCAGCAUGCCAAUUGCAUGCUCCCUCAAGACAUGAGACAUCUGUGGUGUUGUGUGACAAAAAGUGGCCUUUUAUUGGCCCCAGCAUAAGGUGCACCUGUGUAAUGAUCACGCUGUUUAAACUGCUUCUUGAUAUUCCACACCUGUCAAGUGGAUGGAUUAUCUUGGCAAAGGAAAAAUGCUCACUAACAGGGAUGAAAACAUUUGUGCACAAAAUUUAAGAAAAAUAAGCUUUUUGUGCAUAUGGAACAUUUAUGAGAUAUUUUAAAUGAAACAUGGGACCAACACUUUACAUGUUGCGUUUAUAUUUUUGUUCAGUAUCUCUUGAUUGUGUA
Messenger RNA from Oncorhynchus nerka (sockeye salmon), 4136 nucleotides. Its product is annotated as SURP and G-patch domain-containing protein 1-like. Gene Ontology annotation, molecular function: RNA binding. Gene Ontology annotation, cellular component: nucleoplasm. The record is from RefSeq and is a predicted model, not a curated record. The transcript has 14 exons. Gene Ontology annotation, biological process: RNA processing. Lineage: Eukaryota; Metazoa; Chordata; Actinopteri; Salmoniformes; Salmonidae. Bases 64 to 2034 code for a protein of 656 amino acids.